Molecule: messenger RNA, 2270 nt
Organism: Brassica oleracea var. oleracea
Lineage: Eukaryota; Viridiplantae; Streptophyta; Magnoliopsida; Brassicales; Brassicaceae
Product: U1 small nuclear ribonucleoprotein A-like
Exons: 9
Coding region: 77-1087 (336 amino acids)
Molecular function (GO): mRNA binding
Source: RefSeq, a predicted model, not a curated record
UCUUCCGCCGAGCAAAUCGCUCUCUCCCUCUCUCUCUCCUCUUAGGGUUUCCUUUCUCUCUCUCUCUCUCCAUCGCAUGGCCGGCGCCGGAAUCCACCCUUACCACCAGCAGUGGCCGCCUACAGGAGCUCCGCCUCCUCCGUCCGCAGUAUCAUCAGCUCCUCCACCACAUCCCCCGCCUGUACAUCAUCAUCACCCUCCUCCCCCUGGUUUAGCUGAUCGUCCUCCUUAUGACGAGCUCCGGACAAUCUUCAUCGCGGGUCUUCCCGAUGAUGUGAAAGAGAGAGAGCUUCUGAACCUCUUAAGAUGGUUGCCAGGUUACGAGGCUUCUCAGGUGAACUUCAAGGGAGAGAAGCCCAUGGGUUUUGCUCUCUUCUCCACUGCACAGUUUGCAUUGGCUGCCAGAGAUGCCCUUCAGCAUCUGGUAUUUGAUGCGGAGUCCAAGUCUGUGUUACAUGCAGAGAUGGCCAAGAAGAAUCUCUUUGUUAAAAGAGGAAUCGUUGGGGAUUCAAAUGCUUAUGAUCAAAGUAAGCGCCUAAGAACUGGUGGUGACUGCACACACUCUGUUUAUAGUCCGUCUCCCUUCCACCCUCCACCACCUCAAGUUUGGGGUCCACCUCAUGGGUAUUUGUCACCCGCAGCUCCACCAUAUGAUCCCUAUGGAGGGUACCAUGCUCCCCCUGUACCAAUGCCUCCGUCUGCACCUAUAGCAGCUCCUAGUUCUUAUGUGCCUGUCCAGAAUGUUAAGGAUAACCCUCCUUGCAAUACCCUUUUUAUUGGGAAUCUCGGAGAGAAUAUAAACGAAGAAGAGUUGAGGAGCCUGUUGAGCGCGCAGCCUGGUUUCAAGCAAAUGAAAAUUCUGAGACAAGAAAGGCAUACUGUUUGCUUUAUUGAAUUCGAGGAUGUGAAUAGUGCCACAAACGUUCACCAUAAUUUGCAAGGUGCUGUCAUUCCAAGCUCUGGUUCAGUUGGCAUGAGGAUCCAGUUUUCCAAGAAUCCAUAUGGGAAAAGGAAGGAAGGUGGCGGCCAUUCUUUCUUUCCUUCUCCGAGCGCAAAUGGAGCUCAAGGAGCCUUGACGUAUCACUAGGCCUUGAAGGGGGAUGUACUCUCUUCUCUAUCUCCCAACAACUGCACGAAUAGGAUGCAUCUUGCAGGCAGUCUGCAUUUGCAUCCAUUUCAUUAUCGACAUUUAUAAGCAUCAGCAUAUGAUGGAUGCAUAUAGUGUUGACCUCAUCAACAUAUAACAUAUUAGCUUUGCUACAUGCAUUUUCAAGUGUGGUUUUUAAAUCUCUAGGAGUUGGGUUUACCUUUGUUUGUCUUCUUGAUGCUUUAACGCAUUUACGUUGUGGGAUCCAUUUUCAUUAUGUUUACGCAUUUACUUUGUGAAACUCCAUUGCUACGUCACUACAUUAGAUCGUAGCAUGUUGACAUUCAUCAAACAUUGUUUCACUGCAUGGCUAAAACAUUGCUUCUUGCCAUGUGAUGGAUGAAUAUAAUGUGUUAUCAUCAACAUAUAACAUGUGUCAGCUCGUAUUAGCUUUGCUACAUGCAUUCUCAUGUGUGGUUUUAAAAGUCUGUAGGAGUUUGGGUUUGCCAUUUGGUUGUCUUGUUGCUGCUUUGUGGGGGGAUUCAUUUUCAUCAUUUUGACCAAUCCAUCCCAAUGAAACUCUCAUUUGAUAUGUUAGCUAGGCAUUAACAUAACAUGAAGACAUUCAGAUACUUCGUUUUACGCAUGGCCUAUCACAUCAAUGACAUAACGUUACAUUUUGUUGAAUGUGGCUCUAAUGAUCUUCUCUCACGUCGGUGUCAUUCUUCGUCUUUUCCCAUCUUGAUCAUUCUCUCUUCUUAGGCUGAUGAACACGCACAUCCAUUAGUUAUUGAAACCGACAGAUAAAAUUUAGUUGAGAUAGGCACUCCAUUACAUUGUAGAUUUAUAGUUGAGCAAAUAUAUAUAAUAUCCACCCCCCGGUCUGGCUUGGCCUUACGCAGGGGCAGUCAGGUUGGAAUAGUAUUUCAGGUGAGGUAUUACUUAUCUUGUGGCAUCCAGGAACAGAGCUUGACACAAGACUUCCUAAGAACCAGCGUGGAGUCUUAUUUAUCAUAUUUGUUCAAAGAACCCAUCUCUUCUCUUACUGAUGUCAGUGCCUUGUUGCUUUUGGGCUAGUUUUUUUUUCCAUUGUGUUCUUCUUUCAGAACUCAAAAUGGCCUUUGUUUUCUUAUCAGAUUUUAGGAAACUCGCAACUUAAUCAAAGUCUUUGAUUUUGAACCAA